UUAUUUUGAAACCGGAAGUAGCCGUCAAAUGUUGCUAUAGCAACAUAAAUACUCCUUUAGGUUAGCUUUCGGACAAGUUAAGCUGCUAUUUUUGUAUUUGUGAUCUUAAUUUGUCAGGCAAACAUGGUGGAGGGGUCAGAUACGUACUUUCUACGACCUAACCACCAGCUCAAAUUUAAACCAGCCAUCGUAAAAGGUUACAUCCGUGAAAUUGUGAGGGAGCGCCUGUCUGGAGUGCAGUACGACCCGGAGAAUGUCCCAGAGCUGACCCUUUCACUGGCAGAGAGCGUGAAGGACAAAGUGAAGAGUUCCGGAUUUGACAGAUACAAGCUUGUCGUGCAGGUGCUCAUUGGGGAACAGCGAGGACAGGGAGUCAAGAUGUCUUCCAGGUGUUUGUGGGAUGCUGACACAGACAACUACGCAGAAGAUGUCUUCAUGAACGACAGCUUGUUCUGUGUGGUGGCAGUUUUUGGAAGCUACUACUAUUGAAGAUGCGGAUUCACAGCGGAUUCUUUGUGAGAUGAAUAGUUGUGAGACGGCACGCUGUCAGCACGUCAGCUGGAGUGCGGAAAUGUGUAAUUUCUGCAGAGAUAAAUUGUCACUUGGCCUGAAUAAGACCUUUGCUAACAUAGUGAUUAUAUAAUGAAUGAUCUGACUGUAAUUUCCUGACUUGAAAAGAUAGUUAUUAAUGACUGAGGCUGCUUGUACAGCUAAUUCUGUGUUUUCCCUAAUCACUAAAAAUCUUCCAAUCUCAGCUUUGAAAGCGUGAUGUCAAGGUGAGGGCAAUGUCUUUUGUGAUAUUUUGUGUUUACUGGACACAAUAGCUGGAUGAAGGAAUGUUUUUAUCAUUUUAUUUAAAAAAGAAAGCUCAAUAAAAGUUAAAUAUCUUCACCAA
Fundulus heteroclitus (mummichog) is the source of this 895-nucleotide messenger RNA. It is a transcript of the gene dynlt2b, whose product is annotated as Tctex1 domain containing 2. The transcript has 5 exons. Gene Ontology annotation, molecular function: dynein intermediate chain binding. NCBI's taxonomy places the organism in Eukaryota, Metazoa, Chordata, Actinopteri, Cyprinodontiformes, Fundulidae. The record is from RefSeq and is a predicted model, not a curated record. Gene Ontology annotation, biological process: microtubule-based movement. Bases 124 to 489 code for a protein of 121 amino acids. Gene Ontology annotation, cellular component: cytoplasmic dynein complex; cytoplasm.